CAUUUCCAUAUCCAGAGUCAUGAAUAGCAUUACGCAUGUUAAUGUGAGAAGAGUACCACGUCUUGCCGUACGAGUAAUCUAUGCGAUCAUUGUAGUGGCAUCAAUAAGUGCAAGUAUUUAUUUAAUCGUACAAUCUCAUUCGCCAACAUUUGAGCUCGAGGAGCACCAAGAUGAAAAUAACGAAAUAUUAGAUCAAGAUCUGGAGAAAGAAAGACGAAUGCAAACAAGACAUCUUACUCUUCAAGAUGUCAUCACUUACGAGAAUUACUUUGAGCAACAAUUCAAAAAUAUCGGAUGGGUAGAUACUGACGAUGAAGACAUCUUCUUCGCGAAUGCAGCAGACGAUGUAAUCGUAAUGAAUGUCAAAGUUGGCAAUGUUGUUACUGCCUUACAAAAAUACCAUGUUCGUCAAUUUGACGGCAAAGAGUUCAGAAUUGCUCCAAAUAAAUCACAUGUAGCUCUAUUAUGGGAUCAGCAUCAACGUUACCGUGCAAAUCCACAAUACAGGGUUAGCCUACGGGUUUUCAACUCGAACGUCGAGAGAGAACCUCCGCGAGGUAGUGAACUGGUCUCAUACUUUGCCAUGUCGGCUCAUAAUCUAAAUGAUUACACAUACACUUAUGAGACAAAGGGCGAGCCAAGACAUCACGAAUGCAGAUACAAAUCUCGUAGUUUAUUGGGACCACCAAACAUCGACACGUGUGAAGUGAAGGCGCGAACGGGUUACAAGUUCAUUUGGAAUUGGUCAUGGUCCGAGUGGAAGAAAGCUUACACUCCAUCUGCAAUGUGCUCAAGUUACGAGGCGUACUUGAACGAUGCCGGAGGAUCACUUCCGGAAGACACAAUGAUCGAUGAAAUCUCUUACAAUGCGUUUUCGAAUUGCCUCCUUUAUUCUAAGCGAAGAAGAUUUCCUUACUAUAGAGCUAUAGAUCCCCUGUACAAGGCUUUAUUGAAUGUCACUUUCGAAGAAAAAGAGGGACCUCGCGCAAAGCGAGAAGAACAUCACCGAAACGAGACAAUCAAUUCGCAGAGACCUUCCGGGUUAUCACGCCAUCAUGUAGAACAUAUUGGACGGUCUUUUUGCAGAAACGCACCCAAUGACCUCGUCUCCGUUGAUUAUACAGUCGAUUAUCCCGAGUUUAAUGCGGUCUUCUACAGCCUCCAAGGUCCAGAGAAGAAAUAUUUCUUUCCGUCAAAAGAAAAAGCCUUCUUUAUCACGCCUCCCUAUGAUAUUUUUACAGCACGAAAAUUAAUCAUCCUCCAGUCAGGUCUGGCAAAUUGGAGUCUGUCGAAUGUUUGACUUGUCCAAAUGGAGAC
Molecule: messenger RNA, 1317 nt
Organism: Orussus abietinus
Lineage: Eukaryota; Metazoa; Arthropoda; Insecta; Hymenoptera; Orussidae
Exons: 7
Coding region: 20-1300 (426 amino acids)
Source: RefSeq, a predicted model, not a curated record